UGCUAGUAUAGUGUGGUCUUUUGACGCAUGCAUGAGGGAAGCGUUGCCAAUGUCAUAAAUUUACUUUAACUCAGUUUAAGAUCACUUAAUCAACUGCGAAUAUUCUUUCAAAUUUUCUCGUCAAAAUUGUGCUGCAGCAUUAAGGGGUGACAGUUCCAGCUCACACAGGUUUCCUAUGUCAUAGUCAUUUGUCAAUGUCAUCAUUAUGAACCACUUUAAGAAGAACAAAGGCCCUAACACAGUUGGGCAGAGACACAAUGAAGAAUUAUGGACAAGGACAGGAACAUUCGUCAAUAAACCUCAGAAAGGAUGGCUGCAUUCAGAGGAGAAAGUCAAGCAUGGAGGAGUGUGUUACGGUGUCACUUAUGUCGGAUGCAUUGAAGUCAAACAAUCAAUGAGAACACUACCCUUUGAAAUGAGGGGCCAAGUUACAAAAGAAGCCAUCUUCAGAGUGUGUGACGCAGCAGGCUUCAGAUGCAACAGAAAAAAGAAGGGUAGCAAAGCUGUGAAUAAGAUUCUGGGUGAUGUUCCAAACAUCCAGUUUGGAAGAGCUAAUGUCAACCUGACUAUCUCAACAUCUAGUAUCACUCUGACAAUCAUGGAAACAGGCCAGGUUAUUGCCAGCCAUCAGAUGCAAGGAAUCUCAUUCGCUUCAGGAGGAGAUGCAGAAACAGCAGAUUAUGUUGCUUAUGUUGGUAAAGAUCCAGUCAAUGGAAGAGCCUGUCAUAUUCUUGAAUGCCUUGGAGGUCUGGCCCAAGAUACCAUCACAACCAUUGGCCAGGCAUUUGAGAUUCGAUUCAAAGAUUACCUGAAGAACCCUCCACAGGCUGUCAAUGCUCCUGACAGGUNGGCGGAGCCGAUCUUUGGUGAGGAAGAGUCUGCAUGGGGUGAUGACCCUGAAUAUUACAAUGACAUCAGCAAGUUUACUAACCUCCCCCCACAGGAACCAUUUCCUCCUCCGCCCCCUCCUGGCCAUUACAUGAAAUGCCAAAACGUGCCAGAUAAUCACCCCUACCAACCUCUGGGUGCAGCCAAGCCCUCAGCUCCCCCAGUUUACGACAAUCGCGAGGGUGGGUUUGAAGGUAGGGAACAGUACAACAACGAGCGACAACCAGCCGUGGGUAAGCUGCUGGAUAUUGAUGAUACACCACAAGCACCAGUACUGGAUAAUCCUCUCAGUAAUCAAGUCCGCAGGGUUCACAGUCAAGACAACCACACAGGCCAAGCCAGCUCAGAAAUCACAACUGUCCAAUCAGUCUGUGAUAAAAAGGCAUCCCAAGUCAAGCACUUCAAGCGUUGUACCCCACUGUUCUAUGACAACCCCCCUCAGAAUCUGCCAAAUAAGAAAGUUAAUGAGAUUACCAAGCUCAAGAGCAAUAGCCCUGACUGGCGAGGAAUCUUGGAAGCAGGCUACGACAACUUGAGAAUUCCUUGGAACCGAAGCAGAAAGAGCAGCAAAUCAAAACCCCACAAAGGUGGCAACACCAUUUAUGAUGAGCCAAGAUUUGACACAGCUAACUAUGAUAAUCCUAAGAUGCCAUUAGUACCAUCUGACAUGGACUCUCAAGACGGGGUAUACAACAUCCCUACUCCUAACCAGCCACUUGACCUUGGCAUUUCACACAAUGGUCAGAAUCAACCAUCACCAGUUGUAGACGCCUUUGAUAUGGAACCAUUCAAUCCUGCUGCGUCAUUCCCCCGUGAACCAGUGUCAGUACCGCCCCCUCCACAAUUCACUAACUCUGCCCAGCCUCCUGUUCCCCAACCAAGAAAAUCCCCUCCUGUUCAGCAAGCCACACCCCCAGCACAGUCCCUUGCAAAACCACGGAUACCCCCUCCUCCAACUCACAAACCACCUCCCCCACCUACAUCAGGAACCCCACCCCGAAGUGGUUCUCCCAUAGUUGGGUUACCACAACGCAACAACCAGCCAGCUAAUGUCACUCCCAUACAGCCCAAGAAGUCCAUUCUUGAUGAAGAGUGGUUUCACGGUCCAAUGACUCGUAAGAUUGGUGAAGCAUUACUGGAAGAAGAUGGUGAUUUCUUAGUGCGAGAAAGUACAACCACUCCAGGACAGUAUGUAUUGAGUGGAAUGCUGAGUGGUCAACCGAAACAUUUACUAUUGGUGGAUCCUCAAGGGAAGGUCAGAACAAAAGACCGAGAGUUUGAGAGUGUAAGCCACUUAAUCAAUUAUCAUCGUAACAACAAUCUCCCUAUCAUAUCUGGUGGGAGCAAUGUUUAUUUACAACACCCAGUCCUGAAUGCUACAGCUGCAGGCAAACAUUAUAACUAACAAACCAAUCCUAUCUCCAGUGAUGCAUCUUAACAGAUCUGACUUCAAAGUUCUACCAAAGAAAAAGUUACUCUGAACCCACGUGAACACACAGCUUAAGAUAAUGACUGGACAUGUACAUGUAUGUAGAUUUCUGUUAGUACAGGUUCAAAAAAGCACGACAAAGGUCACUGGAGGGUUGGCAUUGUAUAAUGGAAAAUAAUGAGCUCUUCCAUCCUGUCUACCUACACAUGCUGUACAGACUGAAUUCAGUCAAAGCUCUUACAUUUUGUAUACCUACCCACUGAGUGUUUAUUGUGCAUAGUAUUUGUAAGACCAAGCAUACACAGAGUAAAUAAGGAAUGAUUUGAUGGGCAGAAUGCUUUCAAUUGUCUAGUGCUUCCUUAUGAUGUUGAAAAAGUUUCCACAACGCACUGAGUUGACCUCUAAGGAACACAGUACAGUGGUAACUGUAGAAGAAUAAAGCUGAUUACAUCUUGCUUUGUUUUGCUUUUGGGGGAAUCCCCUGGACGAUCAGGCUUUGAUAAUUAGUCCGUGCAUAAAAAUAAACCAUAGUUUACCUUUUUGUAAUAGAACUUACAAUUACAUGUACAUUGCUGUCAGUCUCCACAAUUGAAUGUUGAUAGAUUGUUUGCAAAUUGUGCCUAUUUUUGUAGCUUGUAAAUUUUAAUAUUCAUUUUAUGGCUUCCAAAAUCAGCCUCUAAAAAAUGCUUUUCUUUCUUGGCUGUUUACAUACUUAUAGAAAUAAAAAUACAUAUUUCAUCAUAAAAUUAACAGCUGAUGGAAGAAUGUUGGAUUUUGGCUAACUUCAAGUCACUAUUUCUGGCUCUUUAGUACAAACAAUUUCUUUGUUUAUUUUUCCAAAAAAGAACAUUAUCAUCUUGGAAACAUUGCAAGGCAUCAGGUAUUUAUGAAUUCUUUGACUUGGAUUGCACAAAACAGAAGGCAAAGAUAGGCAUUUUGUUGUUCACAAGUUUUGGUGAAACAGAUGACAACAGAACACAUUGAUUGUUUCAAAGAUGGAACAUUUCAUCUCUUCACAACAAAAAUGGGAAAAGAAAUCAAGAAAUAUUUGUCAUUGCUGUGCUGAGGAUUUCAAUCACUUGGUUGUCUGCAGUAAGCCUCACUUGCAGGCAUGCAACAUUUCCUUGUAUCGGUAAAUGUUCAGUUUUAACUGAAAAACACUAUGAUGUAACAUUUUCAUGAACGCCUGAAGCUAGGUGUAUGGGAUGUACGUUGUAGGGUUGAAAUCAGUAACGUGCAGCAAGGGAGGGGAAACCCCCAUCCCUAGACAUCUCGACCCCCAUUUAUUCUCAGGAAUUGAAAACAGCAACAUAUUAGAAAUGUCAGAUUCACCUUUCGAGGGAGGGUGAGGAUUCUUUUAAAAUGAAAAGAUAAUUGGACAAUCAUUAAUUCAGCUAACUGUCAAUCCCCCUGCUCCAAACGGAUACACCAUUGGUUCAGGUGCUAUACAAACAUGUCUGUAAUUUUACCAUAUUGCCAGUAAACUCUGUGCUAUGUACGUUUUGUUUCUUGUUUGGCUUCCUUGUGCGUUGGGAGAUCAGAUAAAUGAUAUUUUCAACUUUGAAGUAUGCUCAGUUGUUGUCAACAGUUGAUUUGUAUUGACACUGCCCGUCAGAGAAGUGUUUUAUGGGAAUGACUUACCAGGAAAUUGUCUUUAUUUCAUGUUCAUAUGUGUAUACAUGCACAUGUAUAUACUUGUCACUGAACCACUUUGGCUUUGAUAUAUAACUUAUUUGGUUAAAAUAAAAGUGGCAUACAUUACGACAAUAAGGAUACUGGAUCAAAGAAGAGGGAAGAAGAAAUGGUUUUGAAAAUGAUAAUCUUGUGAUAAGACACAGACUUUUAAGAUUUAGCCACAGUCAGUGUUCUGUCCAUGGUGAUAAAUCACUCUUGCAGGAACAAGUGUUAUUGAAAUAAACUUGUAUGGACAAAGCUUGUGGUAAGCGGACACUGUUUCCUAAAACAAUAUGAAAUUAUGAAAUUUCAAAAAAGGUACUCUAAUAUACUACAAUUUUGUGCUUUUUUAUGAAAGCUUGAAAUCAAGUCUUUAAAGUUGUGUUUGAAGAAGACAGUAGCAACAGUUCAUUUUUUAUAGGAUUUCCUGCUCUCUUAGUCCAUUGCAAGAUAAAAGAUCAUACAUGUACAAAAAUUAUAAUUAAAGUAUAUCUCUCUAGAAGAAUGUUUGUAUUUCAUUGAAACUUUUAAAUAUGAUCAAUUGUAGUUUUGUACUUUUAUUCUGAGAACUGUUCUCAUUCGCUGCAUAUCAAGAAGGAAUUUGUGGAGGAAAACGAUGAGAAGCUAUAAGGAGAAUGUACAUAUUAAUGCUGAGGACAGUUUGCUGUAAGAAGCUUAAAAGACUAGCUCUGAGGAAAUUUUUCUGUAAUCGGCCAUUUACGCAGCAAAAGCAUUUCAAAACAUUUAUUGCCUGCUGAACGAUGGAGGGGUUUUAGCUGUGGCAUUUCCCAAAUAUUAAUCACUGUUUAUAAACUAGCAGCAACCAUUCUGUUUGGAGGUUCAGUUUGUGUCACAUUGUUCUGAGCAUUGCCUAGAAUUAAGAGGAAAUGGAGUCUCUGUUGGUAGGAAAAAAUAAAUGAAUUAGCAGCUUAGAAUACAGCAUCAUAUAAAAAAUUUUGCAAAGAUUUUAUAAAAGACAAUUCAUACUUCGUAAGUUCUGCUUGAAGAAAUCUAUCCUUCUAACCACUAUGCAAGCUCUAUACCAAUGUUGAUAAGAGUGUAGAAAUUGAUGGCAUAUAUAUUUUACAUAUUCAUAUAGAGGUUUGGUGUAAAAAGGUCUAAAAUGGUUGUAGAUUACUUCUUGUGUUUGUGGUUUGUAAUUAUUUGGUUUUGUCCAUAGUUUCUGUGGUAAAUCCAUUCUCAGUCCUACGUCACUCCACAUCUCAUAUUUUGAUGUAAUAUUUUACAGUUUAUGCAGUUAUGUUUAAGAAAUGCUUCUGUGUCCGGAAAAAGUAAACUUUGUUCUUUUUAAUGUCCUUGUCAGCCCCCUUCAUUGCAACUUGCCUUGUUCAGAAUCACAAUUGUUAAACAUUCUCAUUAAACCUGACAGUUUGUUGUAGAAUUGAUUUAUUUUACUUGCCAAAUAAUUGGAUUGUUAAUCCUGUUUUCAGAUAUUCCAAAACUUUUCUUCUGAAUUUAGUUUUGCAUCACUUAUCUAUGUCUGUGUCUGUUUUCUUUUUUAUCAUAGUUUAAUGGAAAUGAGAGUUGAAGUGUAGUGUGCUCUUCAGCAAGGAUACAUGUAGUUCUUUUGUAUUGUUGAAAAAUGCUUUCAAUAAAUUUGUAAAUAUUUCAGUAUUAACAUACUUCGGCCAGUUGUCACCAUGGAAAUGAAUUUAUCAAGUAUAACUAAAAUAGAAGAGAUGAAGACAAAAACUGUGUCAUCCAACACAACACUGGAAGCAGAUUUGCUGGAAAUGAUGGCACAAGUGACAUACGACAGAAUCACAUACAUGAUCACAAGUUAACUUUGGUGUGCAUGUCAAGGUUAAUUCAACACUGGUGCGUAAUACAAUAGA
This is a messenger RNA of Acanthaster planci (crown-of-thorns starfish), 5847 nucleotides long. Its product is annotated as SHC-transforming protein 1-like. The record is from RefSeq and is a predicted model, not a curated record. Gene Ontology annotation, cellular component: plasma membrane. Gene Ontology annotation, biological process: intracellular signal transduction; cell surface receptor protein tyrosine kinase signaling pathway. NCBI's taxonomy places the organism in Eukaryota, Metazoa, Echinodermata, Asteroidea, Valvatida, Acanthasteridae. Gene Ontology annotation, molecular function: receptor tyrosine kinase binding.